Messenger RNA from Lolium rigidum, 1164 nucleotides. RefSeq names its product putative NAC domain-containing protein 94. NCBI's taxonomy places the organism in Eukaryota, Viridiplantae, Streptophyta, Magnoliopsida, Poales, Poaceae. Gene Ontology annotation, molecular function: DNA binding. The transcript is spliced from 3 exons. Gene Ontology annotation, biological process: regulation of DNA-templated transcription. Bases 1 to 1164 code for a protein of 387 amino acids. The record is from RefSeq and is a predicted model, not a curated record.
AUGGAAGAGAUCAGAAGUGAUGACAUAGAGAAGCAAGAUGAAGUUAUGUUACCUGGCUUCAGGUUUCAUCCAACGGAUGAAGAGCUUGUCAGGUUCUAUCUCAAAAGGAAGAUCCAGCAGAAGUCUCUUCCCAUUGAGCUUAUUAGGCAGCUGGACAUCUACAAGUUUGAUCCAUGGGAUCUCCCAAAACUAGCAAGUACCGGGGAGAAGGAGUGGUAUUUCUACUGCCCAAGGGAUAGGAAGUAUCGGAACAGCACAAGGCCUAACAGGGUAACUGGAGCUGGCUUCUGGAAGGCUACUGGAACUGACAGACCAAUUUACUCCUCUGACGGGAGCAAGUGCAUAGGCUUGAAGAAAUCUCUCGUCUUUUACAAGGGUAGAGCGGCCAAAGGCGUUAAAACUGACUGGAUGAUGCAUGAAUUUCGGCUGCCAUCACUCACCGAUCCUUCAUUGGCACAGAAGAAGCCACUGGAGAAGACUAUUCCACCAAAUGAUUCCUGGGCCAUCUGCAGGAUUUUCAAGAAAACCAACGCCACAGCACAGAGAGCGCUCUCACACUCCUGGGUCUCUCCUCACUUAUCCAGCACAAAUGGAACCUACAUUCCUCCUCAUUUGCAGAACACACAUAGAAGUCGGCAUGCCUCAGAGAACACAUCAUCCGCAAUGACAAACAUCAUCUCCUCCAACAUACAGUUCACUGGCAGUGGAUACUUUCCUUCAGUAGUUUCCUCCUGUCAGAACACACUCAGCAUCAUUGACAGCAUCAGCAGGCCAGCUACAUCCAUACUUCUCCCUCCAUCGGAUGCAGAACAUCAGGCCAUGAGUAUCCUCUCAGCAAUCCCGCUUGAUCUUCAGGCUGGGAUGGACAUUGCAUCUAUGGUUCUGAACCAAUCUUCCAUUACACUCUCCAACAUGGACAGAUCAACGCCCACAAACAUUGAGUUUGCUCAGCCUCAACAAUGCAAUAGCAACAUGAUCAACAGAUGCAUGGUCGACUUGCCUGAUAUCAGCAACAACGUCGACGGAGCUCCACGGUCCAUCAGUUUCCCGUACAACCUGCAAGGGCCACUUUCUGAUGACUGGAGGGCGAACAUUCCUUGGGACUCACUCCCUUGCACCACUGAGGUCACCACGAAUUACCAGCCGACCAAGUGCUACACUUGA